CAGGCCUGGCCCCCGACCUCAAAAGCCCAUCGAGCGUCGUUGCUUCUGAUCCGCCAUUCCUUCCCUCCAAUUAUCUCAAUCGCCCGCCAGAAACAAAGGAACAAAGAAAGAAAAGACUCUCAGAGGUAUUCAAUCCCUCUCUCUUUUCUCUCUCUCUUCGACUUUUGUUUCAGGAACAAAAGCUUGAGGAUCCUUCUUGUCUUCCUUUCGUGAUCUUACGGAAGGUUGUAUGAGAAGAUUCUCUCGCGCCAGCGCAAGCCGUCAACCUGGACUUUGAAGCCCGAGUUCCCGUGCCCUUUAGCAUCUUCCCGUCCACUUACAAGGACAACGAAGCAGCACGCCCUCAGACUCAAAUCACCACUCACGAGGAGGUUCAACUAACCCUCCCUCAAAAGAAACCAGCCGGACGGGAGGGUCAACUCUCUUCUUUCCCCCCAAGCACCGACCUAGCUCCUCCUCGCGUUGAACAGCGCUUUGAAGAAGAGGUCCGUAUCACUCGUGAGGAAGAACGUCACCGCCGUCCCGGUUCCCGCCAGUCCGAACGCUUCGUAAAGGAAGAGUUCCGACCUAUCCCACCUCCUCCUCGCGACUACACUGAGACUCAGGUCAAAGUCGAUUCCUCUCGCCGCCUGUCCAACCCCAUUGACGUUGCUGAGCGUGAAUACCGAGAACGUUUCCGUCCUCAACAGCCUGAAGCCACCACCGGUCUUGAACUAGUUCAGGUCCGCCGUCCUCGACACGAGAAGCCUGUCCACAAGGUCACCGACAUCACUGUCGACGAGCGUGUUUCUAUCGCCCGUCCUAAGUUCCGUGAGGAAAUCAAGAUCACUGAGGAAAUCCGCGAGUCUACUCCGUAUCCUUCCGAACAAUCAGCCAAGAUGGGUUACUACGACGACGAGGGCUCCUACCACUCCAUCCGCCAAGGCGUGGCCAAGGCUGUGGACAAGCUGCUCCCUCAUCACCACCAUCACCAUCAUCAUCACCACAGUGACAAUAAUAACACUACCAUCACAGAGCAUGUUGACAUUGAUGUCCGCCACGAUGCUAAUCCUUCGCGCCGCCCAGCUCCCGCUACCGAGUCGCAGCCUAACACUGUGUCCAUCCCCUGCCACCACAUCCGUCUGGGUGACUUCUUGAUGCUCCAGGGCCGACCAUGCCAGGUCAUCCGCAUCUCGACCUCCUCUGCCACUGGCCAGUACCGCUACCUUGGUGUUGACCUCUUCACCAAGCAGCUGCACGAGGAGUCCUCCUUCAUUGCCAACCCCGCUCCCAGCGUCGUUGUCCAGACCAUGCUCGGCCCUGUCUUCAAGCAGUACCGUGUCCUUGACAUGUCUGAUGGCUUCGUCACUGCCAUGACCGAGACCGGCGAUGUCAAGCAGGGUCUGUCUGUCAUUGACCAGUCCAACCUUUGGUCUCGUCUCCAGCAGGCUUUCGAGUCCGGCCGCGGCAGCGUCCGUGUCCUCGUCCUCAACGAUGGCGGCCGUGAGCUCGCUGUCGAGAUGAAGGUCAUCCACGGCUCUCGCUUGUAAACACUCUCUGCUUUGUUCUCAGGGAGGGUUAUACAUCCAUCCUAUGGAUAUUCCAGGCUCGGUUCUAGUCUGAAUAAUGUGAAAUAUACCCCAUGGGUUUGGAGGGUGCGCGGAACGGAUGUUUGUCAUUUUUGGAUCGGUUAGGGUUGUAUUUUGGUCAUGAGGCAGAGUGCCCAGUAGAUAGGAUCUACCUAUAUGCCGCACUGUAAUUAAGAUGGAUUUUGCAUAAUGUCUUUGUGCUGC
Molecule: messenger RNA, 1772 nt
Organism: Trichoderma virens Gv29-8
Lineage: Eukaryota; Fungi; Ascomycota; Sordariomycetes; Hypocreales; Hypocreaceae
Exons: 3
Coding region: 879-1529 (216 amino acids)
Biological process (GO): positive regulation of translational termination; positive regulation of translational elongation
Molecular function (GO): RNA binding; ribosome binding; translation elongation factor activity
Source: RefSeq, a predicted model, not a curated record